AUGCGUCUCCCUCGCGAUGCCUAUCCCUUCACAAGUAAGGCAGCGGCUCAGAGAUUCGGUCGACGCCUUUUGCGCCCAAGACAAGACUUGGGCUACCAUAGAUGGUCCAAUUCAUCUUUUUACGCUGUGGGUGGUUGCCGUCCUCUUCGAGAGACUCUUUUUCGAAUGCGGUCUGAGACAGUCGUGUUCCUGCUGGAGCGCGGUGCCAAUCCCGACACGACGGAGGACGAGGCCGGAUAUUCGGAUCGAUCAGGAGAUACCCUGGUAGCAGCGCUGGAGAAUAUCCUGGCUUCCCAGCUCUUAUACGCGGAACCAUAUACGUCGGAUCUUCAGAGCACCCUGUUAAUACGUUCGCAAGGUCGCGACGGAAGCAAGGAUCUCACAACGCGAAAGCCAGCUAUCAAUGGCAACUGCGAAUGGCUUGGCUAUGCCGAUCCGAAAUUCAAGAUCGAUGAAGCGGCGCCCACCUACAAUGGACAUCCCUAA
This is a messenger RNA of Fusarium poae, 486 nucleotides long. RefSeq lists its product as uncharacterized. The transcript has 2 exons. NCBI's taxonomy places the organism in Eukaryota, Fungi, Ascomycota, Sordariomycetes, Hypocreales, Nectriaceae. The record is from RefSeq and is a predicted model, not a curated record. Bases 1 to 486 code for a protein of 161 amino acids.